AUGAUUCAUGCAUUGCUACAUGACGGUUCCUUCAAAGACAGCCCGCGUAGUGCAAUGUGGGAUAUUUAUUUCAACCCGGUUAUACGUUUACAGUCUUCGCAAAUCCUUCAAUACCAUAUCCACAUCUUGAGUAAAGCAACGAAUAGCCUGGAGAACUGGAAGUCCUAUAUUCUCUCUGAAGUUAUCCGAAUUGGGUCCCUCGCAACACUCAAAGAACUCAACCGGAUUCUUAAAAGAUACGAAGGUAUAAUCCUCGACCACGAGCUGAAGGCCAAGAUAAAAAACAAGAUGUGGGAGCAAAUUAAGGGUCAAGCUAAGACAGAUGCGUCAUGGAUGGAGUACUUUGCCCAAUUCAGUUGGGCACAGAAUGACACUCAAGUAAAGUUAGAAUGGGCGCUGAGCCGACUAAUGCAGGAUUAUUGGAAUCAAGGAAGACUCGGCUCAUCAGUUCCCGAUGGCGAAGCAGACGUGAAUCUGUUGUUUUUGUUAACGCCUUAUGGGGACUGCAAGCGUGCUGACUUUAGAAUGAACCCAAUCCUGGCCUUCAAAAGCUAUGUUGAUAUUCAUAAUGAGUAUGUGAAAAAGGAGGACUCAGAGGCAUCGGGAACCCUUAAGUAUAGCAAUUUAAAAUGCUAUGAAGUGCAAAUGCAAGAGCUGCUCGGGGCUUGUACGGCUGAAUUCAUUAAUUGGGGAAGUUUUUUACGUACUGCAUCCUCUUACAAGAUGGUUCAUAUCUCAGUUAUCUUCUCUGACCCAAUGGAGUAUUUACACGAAGUCCGAAUGCUAUAUCCUCCGAACUCGGCUUUUGCGACCUGCAAGAUUAUUCAGGAGAUAUAUAGCCCCAAUUGCGAUGGUGCAGAGUUCGAUGGCCCAGAAAAUUUGACUUAUACAUCUAUAGACGCGAGGUACGUUGCAUAUAAUACUGGGAUCUGGAACCUUCUUUUAGGGGCGGCGCCCGCCCUUGAGAGUCCGGGCGGAUUGGUAAUCACGGAGAGCAACAUCGUACAGACAGAUGAAGGGUACGCUCCCGCUCACGAGCUGUUUGGCGUCGACGAAGAUACUAUUUGCACACUUCUCGGCUUCCGUGUACUUUCGCUAGAAGAUCGAAAUUACCUGGAACUCUCGCAAAUAUUUGGGACUACUGAUAUUCGGAUAUUCCAAAACGGACGGUAUGCAUUCACGGAUCCGGGUACUUGGAAUAUCGACCUUCGAGCCAAUCAUGCGAGGCUUGAUUUUGAAUACGACGAGAUUUUAGGAGUAGUGAUCAAUAUUUGGAACUCGAUGUUUGAGACACACCUUUUAAAGGAUUGGAAGAAUUCCGCCGCCACUUUCUCCCUGAUGAUGUACUGCCUAAGAAGCCAGUGCGCUGGUCGCUUGGAUUGGAGUAAACUGGGCCGAGAUGUUCUUGCCGCGGUACCACCUGAUUUGGCACGCAAUGAUGAAUUCUGGGUUCACCAACAUAUACACGGACUUGCACCAGAGAAAGUAUGGCAGUGCAAUGGUGAAGAGGUGGAUGUAAAGAUGGAAAAACGCCUCGUGUGUAUUACGAUCUUCGUUCCAAACACCAUCUUCCGGGAGCUCGAUGACCAGAUCCGAAAUCUGAGACGCCUUGAGCGAUCCAGGAAUUUGGACCCUCUAUUCGAAGUUCGGCUUUCGCAUCUUUGGAAGGGGGAAGAGUGUAAGGGCCAUAGGUACCGCAACCUAAGGGUCUCACACGGAACGCUUAUGGAACCGGAUGGGUGGAAAAAAUACCCUAGGGCUGAAAACAAUUUCCACGUAUACACAGGUGCGCCGAUUUUGAAAUGUGUGAGGGAUGGAUUUUUCUACCUACCGAAAGGGUGGAUUGCGUUAUCAUUUUUAACGGGGUUGGGGUUACAGGAGUUUGGGUUAAAAGAGGUGAGUUAUGAUGUUUUGCUGGUUAAUGGGUUUGAUCGCAGUAUAGAACCGGUUGUUUUGCAGAGUGGCGUUUUGCACGAGAAUAAUGAGAAAGAUGUUAUGUGCUUUUCUAGAAGUUUUCCAGUUUUGGUGGAGGAUAGGACGUCCAAGGACAAUAAAAGAAAUCGGAAGAAGAAGAAAAAGAAGAGUAAGACUCAGGGUGGGAAACAGGCUAGUGUUGAGGGUGUGGAGGUUCUAAAUGAUGGCAAUGAAGAAAGCCAGAGAGCGAAAGACGAGGAAAAUAAGGGGAUAAAAGAUGAGCAGGAUGACGAGUCGAAGGGUGAGAAAGAUAACAUUGUUGACCUUAAAGAUGAAGGGGCGGUAAAAGAGGAAGGGCCUGUAAAAGAGGGUGACGAUGAAGCAGCUGGUGGGAACGAUACAGAAACCGAGAGAACUGCAAAUCUUGUAUACAUGGGAGGUUAUUCUGAUGAAAGAUCAAUCUUCUUACGAACUCGCCAGGGAUUUGAUUUGCGCCUGCUACAGGAGGAGUUGGGCGAGGACAACCAAACAGAAACGACUCAGACAAUUUCAGCUGGGGCUUCAAGCAUUGAGAUACGCCUGCAGUUUCAAGGUGGUCAUGGUUCAAGAACUUUUAGACUCGGGCUCGAUGGGGCGGAUGAUUCAGAAGUGGGGGACGAUCUAGAUGACAGGAACGAAAAACAGGCAAGCCAAAAGCGGAGGCCGCAUACGAAUGAGAAUAAAAAGCCGACGGACACGAAACAGGUCGUCAAUACUUCCCUACCUGAAGCGUGGAAACCUGCACCUAGGGAAUUUAAAGGGCCUCGAAGCUUCGGCUGGGCACACUUCGGCCGAAAUGUUCUAAGUCGAGGGCCCAAAGGAAAAGGUGUUGACCGUACCGUCGACGAGGAAUCUAAGCGGUUUUCAACGGUGCAAGCCAGGAGCCAAGAUCUAAAUAAUUUGGGGCAGGACGUUCAGGAUUUGAGGCAUUCACAUGAUAGUCUGUUGGGUGAUGCUGAUACUAAUGCAGGAGCUCGACAGCAGGAUUUAGUGAAUAGUCCUGUGCGCUUGAAUGCGGCUCCGAUACCUAUUACUGCAUCUCCAUCUAGACCGGCAGAUUUCGAUAGGGUGCCCAAAGGUGGAAAUCUACAAGAGGGGAGGGAUACAACCGCGUACGUGAAAAUUCCCGAUACUGGUAAAGGGAGAGCGUACGGGGAGCCAUUGGAGGAGUUUGAUUUGAGCUUCCUGACGCUAGAUAUUCUCGGCGACGACCUGGAAGAACCUCCACUUGAGAUUUUAAAGUUCGAUAUCUUGGGAGAUGACGAGCCACGGCUGAUCGAGGACGACCUUCCGGGACAUAUCUAUCGUAGAGGAGAUUUUUACUACUGGGGACAAAAGGAAAACUUUGACAGGUCGAAAACUGCUGGAAAAGCCCCGUCUAAGUUUCUAGAUAGCCAUAUACAUAGAGCGGUUACAGGGACGCCUUUGAAUGAGCGAGGUUUACCAGGUAUUCCAAGAGACGACGAAGACCGAGAGGAGAUAAUCUCCGUUACAGUGGAUGACGAUGAAGAUUGGACAGACUGCACUGACGAUGAUCAGCAAAACCAAGAAGACCAUCAAAAUCAGGAAGACCAGCAAUGCCAAGGAGACCAACAAGACCGAGGAGACCAGCAAAGCCAAGGAGACCAGCGAGACCAAGGAGACCAGCAAAGGCAAGAGGUUAUAAAUGAUGAUAAGUAUGAUUGGGCUGAUGACACCGACGAUGAACCCCCAUUUGUACCACCGGAAUUCCAUCCCAGGCCACCCCGGGCUCCCGAAGUUAAUAUGGCCAACUAUACUUUCGACCAAAGCCCUAGGAAAAAGAAUGUAUGCCAACCGCUGUUCAGACCAUUCCCACAAGAUACCAUUGUUGAGGAGCCCUUCCAACUAGAGGAUUGGAAGAAUAUCUUCACAUACCAAAAAUUGUGGGCAGCACAACAAAAUAGAAGAAGGAAUCCGUGGAAUGAUAGGUGGGGCUGUGACACAUGGGGUGAGAGACGUAAGCGGGUGCCACCCCACGAUAGUCCGAAACCACCUAGUGAUAGCCCGAAACCACCUCGUGAAAGUCCGAAACCGUUAUUGAAUACUCAAAUUCCGGUUUCUGGGACUGUUGCAAAACCAGGGAGCGUGGAGAGGACGUUGGAGCGGAAUAAGUGGUGGAAGAAUACGGGUACUUCGCAAUCGGGAACUGGGCAAGGGGGGGUUACAGGUUCAAAUCCCACGUGGGCAGACAUCGCGAAAUCGGGUACCCUGGAACCCAAUCCCAUGAGUCCAAGCCCCCGGGGACCAAAUAUUGCCGGAGCAAAUACUACGAAAGCGCGUGCUACGAAUCUAAAUCCCACAAGCCCGAACCCCAAUUUGAAUGUCAAAAGGCCAAACCCCGCGGGAGCGAAUGCCGCGAAACCACAAACUCCGGGGCCGAACCCCGCGACUUCGAGCUCUAGGAGUUCAAAUGUUGCGGGGCCGAAAACUGUAAGACAGAAUACUGCAGGACCAAAUGCUACAAGGGAUACACCGAAUAAAGUUUCGCAACGACACUCUGACAGGGCCCAGACCCCCGCACCGGUGGGGAGCAGACCAGCACCCCCGCCUCAAAGAAAGAGGGGUAUGCCAGAAAAGCCGAUGUCAGUACCAUGGAGUGCUAUUGCGGCAAGCCUCUCGGACACAACGUUAGAGGGGACCACUUCUAGUCUAGAAACGGCCGUCCCAGUUGAUAAAGCAAAUCAGAAGCUCGCAACUGUUCAGCAAAAGGUAGCUGGAUCGGGGGUUAAAUAUACACCUGCUGAAGCCCCAGGGGCUCAAAGGGGAGAUGCCGCCAUGGAGGGUAAGGCAACCCUGACGUUGGAAGAUACUCAAGGAGUGCCAGAUGCGCGGGAGGGCAGAACGGCCAUAGCUCCAGAAAAGCGAUUGGAAAAUAAGUUCGCACAGAGCCAAAAACCCCAGAAGUUGAAAGACACCCAAGAAAAGCCACCAGAAUGGAGGACUAAACCACCCGGGCCUCAGGCACAACCGGCACAAGCUUCUUGGGGCAGCAAGAUGACACAGAUGAGAUACAACCCUAAGAAGGCUACGGUUAAUUAUACGAAGACUAAUCCAAUAAGGCUUCCGGAGGAUGUCCCUAAAAAGCAAGUUGAGUCGGCGAGAAAUGUUGCGCCGACGAAGAGCUCAGAUACUACCCAAAAAACGAUUAAUACAGAAAACAAAACCCCAGCGAAAAAACCGCAGAGUGCGGUGAAAGAGACGCCACCGAAGAAGGAGAGUGAGGAAAAAGGCUCGCAGGAUGAAGGAACCGGAAAGCAGUUCAUGGAAGAUAUCUCCAAGAAGACCUUUAGAAAGCUAUUUGGAAAGCGACAACGGGCAGCUCUGCCAGCAGCGCUUAAAGGGCUGGGGCAAGAGAUGACUCAAGAUGAACCCGAAAAUGGGUUACAGGUCGGAGUCGAAAGAGCGGAUUCAGAGGGAUCACAAACUAUGUCUGCGACUCCACAAGAGGAGCCAGAAGAACUACCCCGAGAAGACCCAAAAGAAGUUCCCAGAGAAGCGGGAAAACAGCCAACCCGCGACUUUUCUCUAAAUCCGCCCCAAGAUUGGCUCCCGCCGCCGAAGAAGGCGUCCCGAAAGAAGCACCGAAACAAAGGCCGGAAGGAAGCUAGGGACGAAGGGUCACAGGCAGAAACUAAUUCGGAAUCGCUUAACCAAGAACCCGAAGAGCCGUCUCCUGAGCCGGCUCCUGAGAAUCCAUGGCAGGCGCCUACUGAAGCACAAUACAGUUUCUUGCAAAGACCUAGUCAGGUGCCUCGAGAUGAUCCAUGGGAAGUUGUACAAAAGGGAUCUAAAGUGUUCGGUAGAAAGCCUUCUCCAGAGCCCGUCGAAGAGGUCCCACAGAAACUAUUCGAGACGCUAAGGAAUUUGACUGAUGAAGUACCAGAGGAACCCGCUGGAGCGCCUGAAGAGGCACCAAAAGAGAUAACCCAAGAUACGCCCCAGGAAGUGCCCGACCAGUUGCCCGAAGAAAUACCCCAGAAGCCGCCACAAGAAGAGGCAUUGGAUAAGCAAAAAGCUGAAGAUUUAAAGGGAAGUGAAGAAAUGGAGCAGGAAAUACCCACUAGUGAAGGUGCUCAAGAAGUUACAACACCCAUUAGAGCGGAACCAAAUAAGAGAAAGAGGAAGAAACAGAAGGGCAAGAAGAAGGAGGAGGGUGUUGAUCAGGAGGCUAAUGAUGAUGAAUCAUGGUAUACCGGUAAAAAGCCAGAGCCCUCGUCACCUGAGGGAUCACAAACGGAAGCCACCCACGAACUGUUACCGAUAGGAAACAUGGUUGAUGUGUUAGGCGAAGAAGAUGCGGUACCCGAAGAUCCAGAACCGAAGAGUAAACCCCUUAUUUGUAAAACGAAGAUCCGGUUUGAUGAGUCCCGUAGACAUAUUAUUUCUCGGACUGCGACUAUUACUAUCCCUGACCUCGUGAUGGCGGGGUUAGAUGAGAACUACAAGUUCUCCACAAUUAACAACUUACCGAUACAGGACAUGGUUAUUCCGAGCGGUAUUCCGGGGCUUUAUUACUUUAUUACACCGAUGACUUUAAACCUCAUCAUGCUUUCAAUCCCUUGUGCUAAGGGCCUUCCGGAUGAAAUUAGGUGGAUGGGAUCUCGUGGGAUUGAGCUGGAGUUUAUAACGCCUGGGUUUAAAGACGGGAAGAAGGUUGAGGUUGAGGUUGAGGAUCCUGUUACGCUUGGGAGCGAUAAUGGAGAUACAGGGUUUUUCUCUAGCUCAUCUUCAACGAGUACUUUGUUUUAG
Molecule: messenger RNA, 6723 nt
Organism: Orbilia oligospora ATCC 24927
Lineage: Eukaryota; Fungi; Ascomycota; Orbiliomycetes; Orbiliales; Orbiliaceae
Exons: 3
Coding region: 1-6723 (2240 amino acids)
Source: RefSeq, a predicted model, not a curated record